Molecule: messenger RNA, 1476 nt
Organism: Endocarpon pusillum Z07020
Lineage: Eukaryota; Fungi; Ascomycota; Eurotiomycetes; Verrucariales; Verrucariaceae
Exons: 4
Coding region: 1-1476 (491 amino acids)
Biological process (GO): malate transmembrane transport
Cellular component (GO): membrane
Molecular function (GO): malate transmembrane transporter activity
Source: RefSeq, a predicted model, not a curated record
AUGGCGAGUUCGACAGAGCCCAAAACCAUUCCUCCUGCCCUACCUCGCCAUCUUCGGCAGCCAGGAGAGGAUGGAUAUCGUACUCCAGUCAUUGAGGAUCCAGAGCAUCCAGCUCAUCAUCGACAUCGAAAUGUCCGAUCUGCCCGUUCGUCGUCCAGUCAAGCGCUCAACCCGCCUGGGAACGGGCUUUUAGAAAUGUCGUCUGGCAGCCGAGGUCAGGCCCCGCAGAGUGAAAAGAAUCAUCUGAACCACGAAGGCGAUCGAUGCUACUUGCCUGAAGGGUUUCCGAAGAACCUCAGUUGGAGACAAAGACUCAAACAUACUACCUGGGCUUACUUCACCGUGACGAUGGCAACUGGAGGUAUUGCGAACGUUGUAGCCACAGUACCCACCAGUUAUCGCUUCAACGGCAUUGAAGUCAUUGGAACCAUCUUCUUCCUUCUCAACCUCGUCUUCUACAUUGCCAUUUGGAUGAUGAUAGGUCUUCGCUUUUACUUCCACCCACGCACUUUCAAGAGUUCGUUUACACACCCCACCGAAUCACUUUUUGCGCCAGCGACGGUGGUUUCUUUCGGAACCAUUCUAAUAAACAUUGUCCAAUAUGGUAUAGACGAUGCUGGUUCCUGGCUCAGCAAAGCCGCAUAUGCAUUAUUCUGGCUCAAUGCAGUUUUGGCCAUAACUCUUAGCGUUUCAAUAUAUUUAAUACUAUGGUCCACGCAAUACUUCUCCGUGGCAAAUAUGACACCUAUUUGGAUAUUUCCAGCUUAUCCCCUUCUAAUCGUUGGCCCAUUCGCCGGAGUUUUAUCGUCCAAGAUGAGUAAUCAAGCCGAAAACCUCACCAUCAUUAUAGCUGGUUUCACAGUGCAAGGCGUUGGCUUUUUGGUUGCCUUUUCGAUCUAUGCAGCAUUCGUCUACCGGCUCAUGACCCAAAAACUACCACAGGAAUCUCUGCGACCAGGAAUGUUUGUCUCCGUUGGCCCUAGCGGUUUCACUGUUGCCGGAACCAUUACUAUGGCCGCUAAUAUACGAUCUGCCCUCCCAAAGAAUUAUAUGGAUGCUGGCGACUCAGAGCUCACUGCACAGAUUAUCCAGGUAGUGGCCAAUUGGAUGUGCCUGUGGUUGUGGGGCCUUGCCGUCUGGUUCUUCCUUAUUGCAGUGGGUGCUCAUUACAGCUGUGUCCGGGGAAAUAUGUUGUUUGCCAUGAAUUGGUUUUCAUUUAUAUUUCCCAACACUGCCUUGAUCACUGCAACAUUUGCUGUCGCCAAAGCCUUCAAUUCCCCGGCAAUCGACAUCAUCGGCUCUGUCAUGACGUGUAUUCUCAUUUUGACAUGGUUAUUUGUUGUAUUUAUGAUGUUCAGGGCUAUAUAUCUGAAGCAGAUUCUAUGGCCGCAGAAAGGCGAAGAUAGGGAUGAGGGUGGUUUUCACUCGAAGGAUGCCGAAUCACUCAGCAUAUCAGCUGAAUCACCGCAACCUUAG